This is a messenger RNA of Linum trigynum, 1417 nucleotides long. The record is from the annotation of a GenBank genome assembly. NCBI's taxonomy places the organism in Eukaryota, Viridiplantae, Streptophyta, Magnoliopsida, Malpighiales, Linaceae.
CCUAAUUUCUGGUUGGAACAAUAAAUUCUGCAAAUCACUCUACUCUACUUCUUCUCCAUUAUUAACUCUAGCUAGGUGAGUAAUCAUGCCAAUGCACCACUUUUUAUCUUACUCCAUUUUUCUUCUUGGUUUUUCAUCCAUGGACAUAUCCAAACUCCAUUUCAAUAUGAAACCAGAGCAAACCACACCCAACCCCAGAAGUUCAUUAAUCAAAGCCGUCCAACAGUUGGACAUUUAUAUUCAAUAAAUCCUGAAAGAGCCACCCACUAGUCACUUCCCUAUUUAUUACUUCCCCUGCUUCAUUUCACUCCCCUGCACUCAACUUCUCUGUCACUUCUCAGUUCUCACAGCUUGAAGAGGCAAAAACCAUGAGCAAGAGGAGCGACAUUGGAGAUGGGUUUGAUCCCAAGAGGCCCCAUUUCUUCAAGGUCAUUGUUGAAGAAACUCUCAGAGACAAGAAGAUGAUGCUGCCUGAGAAGUUUGUGGGGGAACAUGGAGGAACCUUGUCUAGCCCUGUUUCCAUCAAUGUCCCAGGAGGCAUGACAUGGCAGAUCCAGAUGUCCAAAGCCCGGACCCGAAAUGCUGGCAAUGGCAGGACCAAGAACAUCUACUUGGUCAACGAGACAUGGAAGGAAUUUGUAACACACUACUCCCUGAAACAUGGCCACUUCCUGAUUUUCCAGUACGAGGGCGGUUCUCGAUUCUCCGUCGCGAUCUUCGAUGGCACGAAUGGUUCGGAGAUCGAGUAUCCUGUCAGCAACAAAGGGAUCACCACCACCACAGGAAAAAACAGCAGUAGCAGCAAGUUCACCUCUAAGUACCCUUUCUUCCGAGUUGUUAUCACAGAUUCUCACUUGCUCAAAAGCAACGUGAAUGUGCCGAGGAGGUUUGCAGACAAGUACUUAAAGAGAAGCCAGCAGGUUAAGCUUCAGGUUGGAGAUGAUUGCUGGAAGGUGAAUGCUAACAAAAUGAAAGGAGGCCCGAUGGCUGUGCAGCUGAAUAGGGGUUUUAGAGUCUUUGGGAGGGAAAGCUCCAUUAAAGCUGGGAAUGUUUGUUACUUCGAGCUUGUUGGUAGCAAGGAUGGCGACCAAACGUAUAAGGUCACUAUAUCCAAGGAGAAUUAGCGACCAGAUGUUGUAGUGUUGAAUUAGUAUGUUCCUUUUGUAAUGCCCGUCGAGACCCUGCUGGAGAUCAAAGACAUUAUGAAGAAUGUCAUGUUUUACUGCUAAUCAAAUAGCUUCCUAGUUGCUGGAUUUGUAAAGCUUGGUCUUGAAAGUAGAAAGGCUGAAGUAGCCAUGUCAAGAAUUGAACUAGUGUGAGCUGAACCAAAGCACUGAAACUGUUACAACAAUGUACCAUAUCCUGCAGAGUAACAUCAGCAAGUUAUCUCGUAUAACAAUGAACAACUAAAAACUCU